AUGGCUAUCCCCGGCGAACGCUUCGUCCUCGACCUCUCAGACGAUGAACAAGAUAUCGCCGAACACCCCGUGGCUGCCGCCUCCGCCAGUCUCAUGAUCGGAGAAAUCAAAGAACGAACACCCAAAGCACCUACAGCGCCCACGCUCAAAUCAACUACGACGGGUUUUCCGACCUCGAAGAAUCGCUUUGGUGGCUCAGCAUUCAAACAACGAAGACAGAAUAUCCCCUCCGCCUCACGCUUUUCCUCCGCUCAACAUGCGACAGUAUCACAACCCCAACAAACACCUACGGCAGCAAAGUCAAACCCGCCACAAGCCGAGUCGAUGGAAGAUGAAGAAAAGAGGAUAAUAGAUGAAGAGAAUAAGCAGAGAAUAGCUGCAAUGUCAGAAGAAGAGAUUGAGCAGGAAAAGGCAGAGUUGAUGGCGAAUUUACCGCCUUCAUUGAUUGAAAGGUUGUUGCGAAGGGCGAAUAUCGAUGAGGAUGUCGAUGCACCAGUCGCUUCAAAUAAAGCAGAAACUACCAGAGAAGAACAACCAGGGAAAAAGAAGAAGACGGAGAAAUCGGUGUCUUUUGAUAUCCCAGACAUUCAAGAAACAGACACUUCAAAGACAGUGGAUUCGACUACAUAUUUUGAAGAUCGGCCACCCCCCGUCCAUCCUUCUGAUCUACGGCCAGCCUCCGAGUUCCCCUCCGGACCGAUCCAUUUCCCUACACCACCACCCCGACAAACCCCCAUGCCAAACCUCGACCCAAACUCUCCUUCAUUCUACGACGAUCUACAAGCCCACUACUUCCCAGACACCCCGCACGACUCUUCAACACUCUCAUGGCUCAAACCGCUCGACAAAAGCGCCGACGCAUCAGUCGCCGAUAGCCUAUCUGCAUACCACCCUUCAAGUUCAACGACCCAAAUCGUCCCCUCGGCUAUCCGCUUCUCAUUCCGAGGCGAAAUGCUUCCACCGUCAACAUCCUUGGAGUUGCCCACAUCACUCGGUCUGCACCAUCAUGCCGACGACCCCGAAGCAGCGGGGUACACAAUCUCUGAGCUUUCGAUAUUGAGUCGUUCCACCGUUCCGGCGCAGAGAUGCGUUGCUUGGCAAGGCCUGGGGCGGAUAUUGUUUAGAUUGGGUAGCGGGGAGUUUGGGGCCGACGGGGCGGAUUUGGUGGACGGGUUGUGGAAGGUAAUUGAGCGUGAAGGUGUUGUGACACGGAUGUUGGAAGAGGCGGAGGGUGGACCUCAGCAUACUGAACAAGCGGGUGACAGUGAAGGGACGGAGAAUGCUGCGGUAAGAUCGAAUAUUGGGCGACAUGCUAGUGCAAAAGCAUGGGCUGUGGAAGGGAUAUGGUUAUGGCAAAAGGGGGGAGGGAAGCGAGGUAUUGCUAUGACUGAUAGUACAUAG
This is a messenger RNA of Talaromyces marneffei, 1401 nucleotides long. RefSeq lists its product as uncharacterized. The coding region runs from base 1 to 1401 and encodes 466 amino acids. Gene Ontology annotation, cellular component: nucleus. The record is from RefSeq and is a predicted model, not a curated record. Gene Ontology annotation, biological process: transcription by RNA polymerase II. The transcript has a single exon. Lineage: Eukaryota; Fungi; Ascomycota; Eurotiomycetes; Eurotiales; Trichocomaceae.